Messenger RNA from Manihot esculenta (cassava), 1337 nucleotides. RefSeq names its product probable mannitol dehydrogenase. The transcript is spliced from 5 exons. Gene Ontology annotation, biological process: lignin biosynthetic process. The coding region runs from base 80 to 1180 and encodes 366 amino acids. The record is from RefSeq and is a predicted model, not a curated record. Gene Ontology annotation, molecular function: cinnamyl-alcohol dehydrogenase activity; zinc ion binding. Lineage: Eukaryota; Viridiplantae; Streptophyta; Magnoliopsida; Malpighiales; Euphorbiaceae.
CAGUCCACUUCAAUUCAGUCCUCUUCUUCGGGUAGAUCUUUUCUCUCUCAUCUCACAGAGUUUCCAAAGAGCAAAAGCUAUGGCACCAGAAGAAGAACACCCAGUGAAAGCCUUUGGAUGGGCAGCUAGAGAUGAAUCUGGUCAUCUUUCUCCCUUCCUUUUCUCAAGAAGAGAUACUGGUGAUGAAGACGUAAGAUUUAAGGUUUUGUACUGUGGAAUUUGCCAUAGUGACCUUCACAACUUGAAGAAUGAUUGGGGUUUCUCUGUUUACCCAAUGGUUCCAGGGCAUGAAAUUGUAGGGGAAGUAACAGAAGUAGGGAGCAAGGUGAAGAAGGUGAAGGUAGGAGACAAAGUUGGCGUAGGGUGCUUGGUGGGUGCAUGUCAUUCCUGCGACAACUGCAAUAGAGACCUUGAAAAUUACUGUCCGAAAAUGAUAUUCACUUACAAUUCCAUUUACCAUGAUGGGACAAUCACUUACGGAGGCUACUCAGACCACAUGGUCGCUGAUCAGCGUUACAUUGUUAAUUUCCCAGCAAAUUUGCCACUUGAUGCUGGGGCUCCUCUCCUUUGUGCUGGGAUCACAGUUUACAGUCCCUUGAAGCAUUAUGGAUUAGCAGAACCUGGUAAGCAUGUCGGCGUUGUUGGACUAGGUGGACUUGGUCAUGUGGCUGUUAAAUUUGCCAAGGCUUUAGGGGCUAAAGUCACUGUGAUUAGCACAUCUCCUGACAAGCAACAAGAUGCACUCACCCAACUCGGUGCUGACUCAUUUUUGGUUAGCCGUGACCAGGCCCAAAUGCAGGCGGCAAUGGGAACAUUUGAUGGAAUCCUAGAUACAGUGGCUGCAGUUCAUCCCAUUUUGCCAUUACUGGGAUUGUUGAAGACUGAAGGGAAGCUUGUAUUGGUUGGUGCUCCAGCAAAGCCUCUCGAGCUACCUAUAUUUCCUCUGAUUGCCGGAAGGAGGCUUGUUGCUGGGAGUGCCAUGGGAGGAAUGAAGGAAACACAAGAGAUGAUUGAUUUUGCAGCCAAACACAACAUAACAGCUGAUAUUGAGGUUGUCCCAAUUGAUUAUCUGAACCAAGCAAUGGAGCGUUUGGCUAAAGGUGAUGUUAAAUAUCGAUUUGUUAUUGACAUUGGAAACACCUUGGCUGCUGCUGCUGCUGCUGCUGCUUCUAAGCCUUGAAGGAGAGUAUCCAAUUCUAUCUUUGCUGAAUCUUGUGAACAAUAAAGCCAUUUCUGGCUCAACUAUCAUGGGAAGCACUUGAUGUUUAAGUGUUGUUUGCUUUAUAUUCUCAAAUGAUUAAUAAGAGAUAAUUUAAGAUCCUAUAAUUUGUUGGCUA